This is a messenger RNA of Closterium sp. NIES-67, 1887 nucleotides long. Lineage: Eukaryota; Viridiplantae; Streptophyta; Zygnematophyceae; Desmidiales; Closteriaceae. The record is from the annotation of a GenBank genome assembly.
UCCACUCCACCCCAGCCAAAUCGAGGCGUGAUGAAAAGACUGCUGGGGACAGCCAGCAGAGCUCCCCCGCUCAUGUCAGGCGACUGCCUGUCAGCUGAUUUGACCAUCUCUAGGAAUGUCCAUACAGUAUAGGGAUUACAGUACAAUCAGAGUAGCCUGGAGGCCUGUACGACCUUGAAUUUGACGCAGCAAGUGACUCAUUCCGAGCCGAGACGACGCCGUUCUCAGGUCACUCAUUUGAUCCAGUUACUCGGUUUCAAGCUCCCAGUAAUAAGUUAAUACUGAGCACUCGCUCCUGCCGUUUUCGUUGGAGACGCAUUCUAGGUUCUUAUUCUUAUUGCAAUGAGCUACAGAGGAAUGGAAUUCUCGUUCUUAUCUGUGUGCUUCUGUCUGGCUAUUAUCUUCCAUCAAUCCUCGGCUGUAAGCGGAGAGACAUCCGUUCCAACUAUUCUGAACCUUGGAAGGAAAGAGAAAAUCGACCUUUCUGGAACGGUGCAUCGAGCGCGAAAGAUUGCACAGACUCCUCAGCUCGGAUGGAACAGCUGGAAUCACUUCCAAUGCCGGAUUACUGAAGGCAUUGUGAAAACCGCAGCGGACAAGCUCGUGUCAUCAGGACUAGUAGCUCUUGGAUACGUCUAUGUCAACAUAGAUGAUUGCUGGCAGGCUGACUCCCGAGAUUCAGAGGGUCGCCUGGUACCUUCUCCUGUCUGGUUUCCUUCGGGAAUCAAGGCGAUUGCGGACUAUGUGCACAGCAAGGGGCUCAAGCUGGGGAUCUACUCUGAUGCAGGGACUCGCACGUGUGAAGGCAAGCCCGGUUCACUUGGGCAUGAGGCCAUUGACGCCCACACCUUUGCUGAAUGGGGAGUGGACUACCUGAAAUACGACAACUGCUACAACGAUGGAACCCCAAACAAGUUGCGCUACACAGUCAUGCGCAAUGCACUGGAGGCCACAGGGAGGGACAUCUUCUUCUCCAUGUGUGAAUGGGGACAGGAUGACCCUGCUCUGUGGGCGUAUGACGUGGCAGACUCCUGGCGGACCACCGUUGACAUUGGGGACACGUGGAGGAGCAUGAUUCGGAUUGCAGACCUUAACAACAAGUGGGCCAAGUACGCCAAGCCAGGCGGGUGGAAUGACCCCGACAUGCUGCAGGUGGGGAAUGGCGGCAUGAGAGAGUCGGAGUACCGCGUGCACUUCAGCCUCUGGGCCAUCAUGAAGGCGCCUCUCUUGAUUGGCUGCGACCUCUCUCGUGUAUCAAAUGCGACACUGCGCAUUCUGGGGAAUGAUGAAGUCAUUGCUGUUAACCAAGACCGGCUGGGAGUGCAGGCAAGGAAGGUGCAAGUCUCUGAGGACAGCCUCAUAGAGGUUUGGUCCGGACCUCUGUCUGAGGGUCGGUGGGUGGUAGCCCUGGUGAAUCGCAGCCCAAUAAGCGCGAAGGUGACUGCCCGCUGGAAAGCGAUUGGCCUGAAUCCGGUGCAGCCGAUGUAUGCACGCGACCUUUGGAAGAAGGCAACCAUGGACAAGGUCAUCUCAGGGGAACUGAGCAUUCGAGUUCCAAGCCACGAUGUGAGGCUGUUCCUCAUCUGGCCCGCCACGGAGACUUCGUCCAGCUGACCUUACAGACCCAGUCCAACAAUGGCACGUGCAUCAGCAAUAAGCCUUGGGAGAUGUAAAGGUCUGGAUACAUUUUUAAUUAUGACAUUGAAAUGCACUUGGUGGAGAUCAUGUCGUACCAUACCAUACUCUCUACUGGUCGCAUCGUUGUUUUUGUCCAACAUAACAGCUUGCCUGUUGCAUGAACCUAAGCUGUGGGAAGGAGUGAUAAUGAAAUUUGCACCAGCGAGUUAUUUGCGAUAGCACAUGGAUGUAUAUACACGUGAGAGCAAA